Messenger RNA from Saccostrea cuccullata (small rock oyster), 2410 nucleotides. Its product is annotated as putative ankyrin repeat protein RF_0381. Gene Ontology annotation, molecular function: protein binding. The record is from RefSeq and is a predicted model, not a curated record. The transcript is spliced from 6 exons. NCBI's taxonomy places the organism in Eukaryota, Metazoa, Mollusca, Bivalvia, Ostreida, Ostreidae. Bases 64 to 1977 code for a protein of 637 amino acids.
GCAAUAUCAUUUCAAGCUAAGAUAUUAACAGCUCAUUGGAUAAUUACUUGUAUUCUGAGCAAGAUGUCAUCCAUGUUCAAUAAGACAAGAGCUGUCAGUUGUCCACGAAGCUGGGAUGGAUAUUUGGAAGCUGCCUCCAAACUUUGUCCUCAGAUUGACGGCGAGUAUAAUUAUAUUUGUGUCCCAAACCAAAACAAAACAGAGCUUGUUCAAUUCUGUUUCAGAAGUGGAAGGUUUCCUGCUUGGCAGUUAGCCGAGCAUUGUCCAUACCUUCACAAUACUGGUCACAUGAAUGCUGAGAAUUGCACAAGAUUUUCAUAUGGAUGCCCGAGAAAACAUUACAUGACUAAAGAGAUUUAUAAAUAUCAAGCGUGUUUAGAUAUAGAUCCAGAAAGAGGAUGUUACGUUGCAGAUUCAAAUUGCAGCAAGUCACUGACCUCAGCAAUGACUCCAGCUAGUACAUCCCCAGCAGCAGGGAAUGGAGUAACAAUAGCCCUGUCCGUUGUUUUUGGUGUGAUAUUUUGUCUGCUUAUCUCAGUACUGCUAUCAUUCAUCUAUAUGAAGAAAAGAAGAAAAUACAGGAAGGAAAAACACAAAGACAUCAACUCCCAUCCAGCAAAAAAAUAUAAAAGAACGGAAAACGAAUAUGUAAAACUCCUAGGAAAUUUGGCAGAAAACGAAAGAGAAACGGUUAACGAACCAAAUGUGUCGUUACAUGAAUUAGGUUACAUUUCAGAAAAACCAAACGCCAAAAUUAUGGAUUUCAAAGAUAAAAGAAAUACAAAAGCACAUGCUCUUUAUUCUGCCUGUGAGAAUGGAAAUACAGAUUUGUGUCGAUACCUCCUCAAUCACUAUCCAGACAUGCUUAAUCAGGUAGAUGAUGAUGGAUGGAAUGCCGUAUUAUAUGCUACACAAGGAGGAAACGUUGAAAUUCUAGAACUUCUGGCACAAAAAGGCGUCGACAUGACAUAUAAAAAUAGGAAUGGCAGUAAUAUUCUUCAUAUUGCUUGUGUCAAUUCUCGAUUAGAAAUGUGCAAACAUAUAUUCUAUCAUUAUCCAGACAUGCUUAAUCAGGUAGAUGAUAAUGGAUGGAAUGUCGCAUUCUAUGCCGCACAAGGAGGAAAUGUUGAAAUUCUAGAACUUCUGGCACAAAAAGGCGUGGACAUGACAUAUAAAAAUAAAUAUGGCGGAAAUAUUCUUCACAUUGCUUGUCUUAAUUCUAAAUUAGAAAUGUGCCAAUAUAUCAUCCAACAUUAUCCAGACAUGCUUAAUCAGGUAGAUGAUUAUGUAUGGAAUGUCGCAUUCCAUGCCGCACGAGGAGGAAAUGUUGAAAUUCUAGAACUUCUGGCACAAAAAGGCGUGGACAUGACAUAUAAAAAUAAUGAUGGCGGAAAUAUUCUUCACAUUGCUUGUCUUAAUUCUAAAUUAGAAAUGUGCCAACAUAUCAUCCAACAUUAUCCAGAUAUGCUUAAUCAGGUAGAUGAUGACGGAUGGAAUGUCGCAUUAUAUGCCGCACAAGGAGGAAAUGUUGAAAUUUUAAAACUUCUGGCAGAAAAAGGCGUCGACAUGAAACAUAAAAACAAGGUUGGCUGUAGUUUUCUUCAUAUUGCUUGUAUGAACUCUAAAUUAGAAAUGUGCCAAUAUAUCAUCCAACAUUAUCCAGAUAUGCUAAAUCAGGUAGAUGAUAAUGGAUGGAAUUUCGCAUUCUAUGCCGCACAAGAAGGAAAUGUUGAAAUUUUAAAACUUCUGGCAGAAAAAGGCGUCGACAUGAAACAUAAAAACGAGGUUGGCUGUAGUGUUCUUCAUAUUGCUUGUAUGAACUCUAAAUUAGAAAUGUGCCAAUAUAUCAUCCAACAUUAUCCAGAUAUGCUAAAUCAGGAAGAUUAUAAUGGAGAGAAUGCUGCAUUUUAUGCUGCAAAAGGAGGAAAUGUUGAAAUUUUAAAACUUCUGGCAGAAAAAGGCGUCGGUCUAGCAUAGAAAAAAAGCUAAGCGGUUUUAUUCUUCACACUCUUGUUAGAAUUCUUAGUUUUUGUGCCAUACUAGUAUUCACCAUUAUCCUGAUGUACCGGUAUCUAAGCAAGUACACAAUGCAGGAAGUAAUUCCGCUUUUUAAAUUUGCCUCCUAGGUAGGCGAAGUUAAAUCGAAAUUUUAGAACUUCUGGCAUAAAAGGCGUCAACUUGUCAUGUCUUAGCGCAAAAUACAGCAUUAAACAUGUAUGGUGAGUUUGAAGCGAGGCACAAGAUGCUGGGAGUACACAUAUUACAAGAUCAGAACAGAAGCAAUGUGGUGAUUUUGAUAUUGAGGAUGAUUGUUUGACCUCUCGGCCCAAAGCCUCUUCAAAUUUUGGAAAACACCAUGAUGAAUGCGUUAAAUAAAGUGGUUUUAACGUUUGAGUUUAUUGACUUCCAA